AUGAACUGUGUGAUUGGCACUAUUACCGACGACCCGAUCACAACUUCGGCUCCUGUUACCACCACCACAUCGGCAACCACUAAGCCGGCCACCACUACCACUUCUGCCACGAGGCCCACCACUUCCUCUACGACUACCAAGGCCAGUACCACCACCACGGCCGGCAAUGGUGUUGCCACUCCCAUGCCCACCCAGCCUGGAAUGGUUUCCAACUGUAAUAAGUUCUACUACGUCGAGAAGGGCACCAACUGCGGCCAAGUGCUCGACAGUCAGAAGAUCAGCCUCGGCGACUUUGCCAAGUGGAACCCCAGUGUGAACAACGACUGUUCCGGUCUGUGGGCCGAAGUGAACGUCUGUGUUGGCGUCAUUGGUGGAGGAACCCCCGUCACGACCGCCAAACCGUCGACCACUACAUCCGCAGGAAACGGCAUUCAGACACCUCAGCCAACCCAACCCGGAAUGAUCUCUAACUGCAACAAGUUCUACUACGUGCCUAAGGGUUCUAGCUGCAGCCAAGUGCUUAGCAGCCAGAAAAUUGCCCUCACUGACUUUGCCAAGUGGAACCCUAGUGUGAAUAACGACUGUUCUGGCUUGUGGGCUGAGGUCAAUGUCUGCGUUGGUGUCAUUGGAGGCACCCCGGUCACUACUACUACUAAGAAGCCAACCACCACUACCUCUGCCGGAAACGGCAUCCAGACCCCUCAACCCACCCAGCCUGGCAUGGUCUCCAACUGCAGGAAGUUCCACUACGUCUCCAAGGGCGACACUUGCCAGCAGAUCAUCAGCUAUGAGAAGAUUACUCUGGCGAACUUUGUCAAGUGGAACACUGGCGUUGGAUCCAACUGUCAAAGCAUGUGGGCAGAGACCAACGUUUGCGUUGGCGUGUAG
Alternaria triticimaculans is the source of this 888-nucleotide messenger RNA. RefSeq lists its product as uncharacterized. The transcript is spliced from 2 exons. The record is from RefSeq and is a predicted model, not a curated record. The coding region runs from base 1 to 888 and encodes 295 amino acids. NCBI's taxonomy places the organism in Eukaryota, Fungi, Ascomycota, Dothideomycetes, Pleosporales, Pleosporaceae.